AUGUCAUUAGAAAAAAUCAUCAUAAUUGGUGGUUCAUAUGCCGCAAUUUUAGCAUUAAAAACAAUAUUAUCAUCUAAAACCAAAAAGUUCGAUAUAACAAUCAUUUCCCCAAAUGAAUAUACUUUUUUCAAUGUUAGUGUACCAAGAUUGUUAAUAGAUAAUUCAUUAAUUGAAAAAACUUUAUUUCCAAUUAAAGAAGUUGUGGAAUAUUUAGCUAAGGGAACAGGUAAUAAAGUUACACAUAUAAGAUCAAGUGUUGAAAAAGUUGAAUUUGAUACUAAAUCAGUGAUUGUUGCUAAUGGUGAAAAAUUAAAUUAUGAUUAUUUAAUAAUUGCAUCUGGUUCAAGAUCAACUUCUCCAUUAUGGAAAUUAGAUUCAACAAAGAGUAAUGAUUAUAAUUUAGAUUCAAUUAAAGAAUUUACUGAAAAGAUUAAAACUGCUAAAACCAUAGCAAUCAUUGGUGGUGGUGCAACUGGUGUUGAAACUGCUGGUGAAUUAGGUACUGAAUAUUAUGGUGAAAAAGAUAUAACUUUAUAUACUGGUUCAUCAGGUCCAUUAUCAGAAACAUUACCAAACCAUGUUGAUUCAGCCACACAAAAAUUAAAUAAAUUAGGAGUUAAAAUUAUAAACAACGAAAGAGUUAAACCAGAAGGCAAUACUAUUAUAUUACAAAAUGGUACCAGCGAAUCAUUUGAUUUGGUUAUAGAAGCAUUUAAAUUAAUUCCAAAUACUGAAUUUUUAUCAAAAAAUUAUUUAGAUGAUCAAGGAUAUAUUAAAACAAACAAUUAUUUUCAAAUCCCCCAAAUAAAAGAUGUCUUUAUUAUUGGUGAUGUGUUAUCAAUUGGUUUACAUUCAAUAGUAGAUUUAUCAUAUAAUCAAAAACCAAUAUUUGAAAAAAUUAUAGAAAAAGAAAUUUUUAAUAAUAAUAGCAUAGUAUUAAAAGAAUAUCAAAGACCUACAACACCUACCUAUUUAGUACCUAUUGGAAAAAAUGGAGGAGUUGGAGCUUUUUAUGGUUGGAAUUUUCCUAAUUUUUUAGUUUGGUAUUUAAAAUCAAAAGAUUUUAUGAUUCCUAAAGCAAAAAAAUUUUUAACUUAG
Lodderomyces jiufengensis is the source of this 1098-nucleotide messenger RNA. RefSeq lists its product as uncharacterized. Gene Ontology annotation, molecular function: flavin adenine dinucleotide binding; electron-transferring-flavoprotein dehydrogenase activity. The coding region runs from base 1 to 1098 and encodes 365 amino acids. The record is from RefSeq and is a predicted model, not a curated record. NCBI's taxonomy places the organism in Eukaryota, Fungi, Ascomycota, Pichiomycetes, Serinales, Debaryomycetaceae. The transcript has a single exon. Gene Ontology annotation, cellular component: cytoplasm.